UCAGUGACUUAUAACAGGGCUGUGGCAGACAUUCUGACACUGGGGGGAACUGACUUGGUGUCACUGACAUCCCCAGUGACACCAAUACAGUGAUCAGUGCUAAAAAAAAAAGCACUGACACUGUACUAUUGGCACUGGGCAGGAAGGGGUUAACAUGAGGAGAGAUCAAAGGGUUAACUGUGGGGCUGUGUCAGUGUGCUUCACUGUAAGCACACUGCUUUGGAUAGUUGUGCUGUCCACAGCUAUCCAAAGCAGUGUGCCCGAUCUGACAGGGAGGAGAACUGUCAGCAAGCAAAACAGUCUUCCUCCUCAUUGGAGAUGCUCCGUAAUC
Staurois parvus is the source of this 331-nucleotide messenger RNA. Lineage: Eukaryota; Metazoa; Chordata; Amphibia; Anura; Ranidae. The record is from the annotation of a GenBank genome assembly.